Molecule: messenger RNA, 949 nt
Organism: Nelumbo nucifera (sacred lotus)
Lineage: Eukaryota; Viridiplantae; Streptophyta; Magnoliopsida; Proteales; Nelumbonaceae
Product: nascent polypeptide-associated complex subunit alpha-like protein
Cellular component (GO): nascent polypeptide-associated complex
Source: RefSeq, a predicted model, not a curated record
GUCUUUGCCUCUGCGUUUUGGGGUUUUAGGGUUUUUACAGUAUCUACGAUUCUCUCUCUCACACUUACACGGACAAAAAACCCCUAAACGCCAUGACUGCUCAGCAGCAAGAAGAGCUUCUUGCUGCUCAUCUCGAACAGCAAAAGAUUGAGCCAGAUGAGCCUGUGGUUGAAGAUGAAGAAGAAGAAGAUGAUGAUGAGGAUGAGGAUGAUGAUGACAAGGAUGAAGAUGAUGCUGAAGGUCAGCAAGGAGAUGCUAGUGGUAGGUCAAAGCAGAGCAGAAGUGAGAAGAAGAGUCGCAAAGCAAUGUUGAAGCUUGGAAUGAAGCCCAUCCCAGGUGUCAGCCGUGUGACUGUCAAGAAAAGCAAGAAUAUUCUAUUUGUGAUUUCAAAGCCAGAUGUUUUCAAGAGCCCUACAUCAGACACAUAUGUUGUUUUUGGGGAGGCAAAGAUUGAGGACUUGAGCUCACAGUUACAGACACAAGCUGCAGAGCAGUUCAAGGCUCCUGAUCUAAGCCAUGUUGUAUCUAAGCCUGAAUCAUCGGCCAUGGCUCAGGAGGAUGAAGAGGUCGACGAGACAGGUGUGGAACCCAAGGACAUAGAGUUGGUGAUGACACAAGCUGGAGUCUCUAGGUCGAAGGCUGUGAAAGCUCUCAAAGCUGCUGAUGGGGAUAUUGUGUCUGCCAUCAUGGAGCUAACAAAUUAAUAGCCCACCCUGUUUGUCUCCACUGUGUGACGUGUAAGCAUUUUCCUAUUUAUGCCUUUUCCCCUACAGAUUGUGUGGUUAGAAAUCACUCUACAUUUUUUUUUCAUCUUCUCUUUCACUUUUCUUGUUUACUUGUGUUGUACUAGUAGUAAACAAGCAAUUCACUUUUCAUCUGUCAUGGUUAUUUUGGUGUCCUAGAUUUUGACGUGGAAGGAGAAAAAAAUGAAUAGAAGGGUCUUGGUAUA